AUGUAUGCGGGUGUCGUAGACCUGAAAUGGCUCCUUAAAGUUGGCCCGGAGCAAUUCAAAGUUGGCGUUGCCUGCCGUGAGGGACGGCUGCGCGCGCAAGCGACGGAAGGACCAAGUAGGGGAGUUGUGGGUGACGCCGAGCGAAGCGCCGACUUCGAAACAGAUCUCCGAGCGGGGUCGCUGGGAGGAGGACUGCGGCUGCACCACAACUCGAACGACCAGCACGUGUUGCUGCGGAACGUGAACCUCAAGUCGACGGGAGUGUACCGCUGCGAGGUGUCCGCCGAGGCGCCUUCCUUUGCCUCCGCACAGCGCGAGGGCCGCAUGGAGGUCGUCUGCCAUCUGCCCAGAUCCAAGCCCGCUUCUCCAAAUCUCCCAUCUCGCCGCGCCGGCCUCUUGGCUGCGGGAGCCGGCGUCGCCGUCGUUUUGCGGAGAGCUUCGGCGGCCGCCGGCAGCGCAGCCACGUGGGUCGGACACGUGUUAACGGCGGAGCGGGACGCGGGUGGACGCUGGGGAGGUGGCGCGGUGUAUCGAGGCUCAGGGCAAAACCCUUGCAUCGCCCGCGGAGUAGCAAGAAGCAAGGCUCGACCUGUCUAA
Molecule: messenger RNA, 597 nt
Organism: Gryllus bimaculatus (two-spotted cricket)
Lineage: Eukaryota; Metazoa; Arthropoda; Insecta; Orthoptera; Gryllidae
Source: the annotation of a GenBank genome assembly